CUUGCUGGGGAUAAAACCUGGGGGCUGCAGGAGAAGAAGGACACUUUGGAGCGAGAUGGCAAGGGGGACGGUGGCCACAUACCUGCAGGGAGUGCUUCUCCUGGCUGUGUGGAAACCCUCACUACAAGGAGCUCAGGUGUAUUGGCGUAUAUGUACCAGGCGCUGGAGGAGCUGGAGCUGCCACAGGAGGUGGUGCAGGGCCUGGAUUUGGCCCCGGUGGGACUGGAACUGGAUUUGGUCCGGGUGGAGCUGGGACAGGUUUUCAGCCUGGUGGUGGAAUCGGACCAGGCGGGACUGGAGGCUAUGGUGGACAAGGACCUGGAGGGGUCGGACCUGGAGGGGUCGGACCUGGAGGUGUCGGACCAGGAGGGGUCGGACCCGGAGGUGUCGGACCUGGAGGGGUCGGACCUGGAGGGGUCGGGCCUGGAGGGGUCGGACCUGGAGGGGUCGGGCCUGGAGGAGUCGGACCUGGAGGGGUCGGACCAGGAGGGUUCCGGCCAUCAAACUUUGGUCCAGGCAGUGGGGGCCCAGCACUUGUGCCUGGUGGUGUUGGGGCAGGUGGAUACGGUGGACGCGGAACGGGACAGGGAGCUGGGGGUUUGGGAGGAGGGACUGGUGGAUUUGGACCAGGUGGUGUUGGUCCUGGAGGCUAUGGAACUGGACCUGGUGGAGUUGGUCCAGGUGGUUAUGGACAAACUGGCACUGGUUCAGGUGGCCAAGGCACAGGAUAUGGAAGCCUUGGAGCAGGAAGCCUUGGUGCUGGUGGGGGCCAGGGAGCUGGAACUGGUUACACACCUGGAGGUGGUGUGGGAACAUCACUUGGUGGUGCCGGUUAUGGGCCUGGUGGAACUGGGUUUAGACCUGGUGGUGCAGGGAUUGGUCCUGGUGGAGCAGGUGUUGGACCUGGUGGGCCUGGUGGAGCAGGGGUUGGGCCUGGGGGAACAGGAUAUGGGCCUGGUGGUGCAGGGGCUGGGCCUGGUGGAGCUGGGGUUGGGCCUGCUGGUACAACUGGCGGAGGACCUGGAGUUAAGACUGGUGGCAAAGCAUCUAAACAAGUUCCAGGCAUUGGGGUGCCUGGACUCUAUCAAGGAGGAUUCGUCCCUGGUCAAGGUUUUGGAGGCCGUGGUGUUCUUCCUGGAGUUGCUACAGGUUCUGGAGUUGGAGCUCAGAGUGGAUCAGGAGUACUCGGUCAAGGUGGCGCAGGACCAGGAGGAGCAGCUGAUGGCCGUGGACAACAGCUACCUGGAGUGUUCCGGGGUUACCCUCUUAUAUCACCAAAAUCAGGAUCAGGAAAAUCAAAGAAACCAGGAAAAGCUGCAGCUAAAUAUGGUGGAGCUGGAGCUGGAGGAGGUGGUCUGGGUCAAGGAGGAACUUUAGGAGGUGGAAGGCUUCCUGGAGGGGGAGCAGGAGUCAUACCUGGAGUAGGAAGUGGAACCGGAACAGGAGCUGGGCCUGGAUUUGGAGGUG
Molecule: messenger RNA, 1467 nt
Organism: Menidia menidia (Atlantic silverside)
Lineage: Eukaryota; Metazoa; Chordata; Actinopteri; Atheriniformes; Atherinopsidae
Source: the annotation of a GenBank genome assembly